Messenger RNA from Funneliformis mosseae, 858 nucleotides. The record is from the annotation of a GenBank genome assembly. NCBI's taxonomy places the organism in Eukaryota, Fungi, Glomeromycota, Glomeromycetes, Glomerales, Glomeraceae.
AUGUCGGCCGAUAAUGAAAAUUCUACUGCUCUUUAUAAUCUUGGUGAAAUAUAUUUAAAUGGUAGGAUAGGUUUUGAAAAGGAUCAACAAAAGGGCAUUCAAUAUUUAAAAUUGGCUGCCUUGAAAGGACACUCAAAAGCAAAAGAGAUUUUGAAAAACAAUGAUUUUGAUUUAUUUUGUCAAGAAAUAGAAUCCGAAUUUAAUCGAUUAAAUAUCUCUUCUGAUGAUUCUAAUCCAAUAAAUCUAAACUGUACCUAUUGUAAAAAGCCAUUUGCUGAAGAAUUAUGGUGUAAAGAGUGUGACCCAUAUAAGACGAAUGAUGAAAGUUGGAAAAGAUUGGAUUCUGAACCCAUGGAAGUCGUUUUGAAAAGGUUAAAUGGAUCACAGAAUGUGUCAACUGAAUUUCUUCAUGAGCUUAAAAUACAUUGGGAUAUAUGUAAUAGUUAUAAUUCAGCGUUAAAAUUUUAUGGGUUAACUAAAGAUCCGUUGGCUUACAGGUGUAUGAAUGCUAUUCCAAUUCAAAGACCUACGAUUAAUGAUUUAAGAGCUAUAUGGGUUUUUUGGUACAAUUCUAUUUAUUAUUAUGAGGGAUUCAAAAAUGAUAAAAAGUACGGAUAUUAUGGAAGGGAAAUAAAAAAAGCAUUUGAAGAAGCGGAUAAAGAGAUAGUAAAUAUAUCAACCUCAUAUAAAAAUAAUCCCGAUGCUAUUUAUACAAGUAGAGCUUUUACAUUCAAUAAUUUAGCAAAACCUACUAAUUCUUCUCUUAUUACUUCAUAUCUCAAGAAGGAUGAUGGAGAUUCUCAAAUAAUUGACUUGGAAUUUCUGGCACAAAAUAUAACUGACGAUUUAAAUUUAUGA